CCCAGGUUAAUGACACCUACAAUGCCAUUCCAUCGUCACCCUCCAUCUCUGCCAUCGCAACUACAGGGCUACAUGUAGAGAGCGCGUCGCUCUCAUCUCGACUCUCUGAACAACACGCACAUCGCUAUCGGAUCUCUUGACCCUCUCACCGCAGGCCAUCGCGCAAUGCACAUUCUCGUCUUCGGCGGCACCGGCGCCGUGGGACUCUCAUUCGUCCAAGAAGCCCUCAAAGCAGGACAUCGACUUACCCUCUACGUGCGAAGUCCGUCCAAACUCCCGAAGAAUGUGCAGCAAAACAUCAACGUCCACAUUGUCGAAGGCGACUUCAGCGACAUGGAGGCCGUGAAGAAAGCGCUCAAUGACGGCGCCGAUGUGCUCGUCUCGUUCGUUGGCCCGGCCAUUCCCAAUAAGGGCAUGGCCAUCACCGAGUUUUACGACAAGCUAUUUCCGUUACUGCCGACAGAUAGCACGAUCAAACGAUGCUUCGUCCUCUCAACAGCCUCAUACUCCGCGCCCGAGGACAGGCGAUCGUUGAAAUGGUGGUUUGGCAUCCUCGCUAUCAAGCUCUUCCUCGGCACCGCUUACAAAGAAAUCAACGGAAUGAGUCGCGCCGUGACUUCAUUGCCAACAGAGCAGGUGGAGUGGACUUUGUUCCGAGUCCCGGGUUUGACGAACAGCGAAGCCAAGCCUGUACGCGCGGGCUUCAUCGGAGACGGGAAAUCAGAUGGCAUCUUCAUCAGCCGGGGCAGCAUCGCAGUGUGGAUUUUGCAGGAGUUGGAGGAGAGGCGAUGGGUGAACAAGGCGCCGUCGCUGUGCAAUGUCGGGUGGCUUUGAACGCCAUUGGGCAGCAGUGCUUGCGUUCAGCUCGUGCCAUGACGAAUAAUCGUUUAAAUGAACGAUAACAUUCAAUCACGAACGUCCUGAACCGCAAGUCAACGCACUGAAGGACAUGCGAGGACGAUAAUGAGAAGAUACUUUCCCCCCCGAUGACAGACAUGAUUGGCCCAUCAAAAAGCCCUUACACAGCCGUGCGCACAACAUCCAAACGACUGGCUCGACACAGCAGAGCGGUAAGAUUGCGAGGCAGUGCAGUGCAAC
Neohortaea acidophila is the source of this 1098-nucleotide messenger RNA. RefSeq lists its product as uncharacterized. The coding region runs from base 166 to 834 and encodes 222 amino acids. The transcript has 4 exons. The record is from RefSeq and is a predicted model, not a curated record. Lineage: Eukaryota; Fungi; Ascomycota; Dothideomycetes; Mycosphaerellales; Teratosphaeriaceae.